Rhinocladiella mackenziei CBS 650.93 is the source of this 555-nucleotide messenger RNA. RefSeq lists its product as uncharacterized. The transcript has a single exon. The coding region runs from base 1 to 555 and encodes 184 amino acids. NCBI's taxonomy places the organism in Eukaryota, Fungi, Ascomycota, Eurotiomycetes, Chaetothyriales, Herpotrichiellaceae. The record is from RefSeq and is a predicted model, not a curated record.
AUGACCAGCGUCGAAAGAACUGGCCUGAACUUUCGUCCUCCCUCCACAUCUCGUACCGCUGGAGUCGCCGACUUCACUCCGCCCCAUGUAUCCUUCCUCCAAGGCAAGUGGUAUGUCACCCAUUCGACUCUUCCCAUGUGGAAGUCGAACCGCAAUGUCACCAUCACCUACAAAUCCCUCGAUAACAAUGUCGAAGUCAUCGAUGAUCUCGUUGAAUAUCAACCCCUGAACUCGAACAAAACCAAGAGGGUGAAAGGAAUUGACACACCAGAUGCCGAUACCACGGCCGCGUACAGUUGGCGAGGGAGAAGAUUUCUAAAGAUCGCUUCUAGCCACUGGCAGAUUUUGGGCUACGGGGACGAGGAUGGCGGAUGGGUCGUCACAUACUUCCAAAAGACACUCUUCACACCCGCGGGUGUAGAUAUAUACGCUCGGCGAAAAGGAGGAUUAUCAGAUGAACUUCUGGAGCAGAUCAAAGGCGAGAUAAGAUCAAUCAAAGAUCACAAGAUUCAAAGACUCGCUGAACUCAUCUUUCCCAUCCGGCACAACUGGUGA